Porites evermanni is the source of this 11616-nucleotide messenger RNA. Lineage: Eukaryota; Metazoa; Cnidaria; Anthozoa; Scleractinia; Poritidae. The record is from the annotation of a GenBank genome assembly.
GUUGAUAGCAACAAAAGAAUUUGUCAACAGUUUGAUCUGAACUCGAUUGCUCGGAGUCAACAUCGCCUGAAAAUAUUACUCUUUGUCUGUCGAUGUUUUGAAUAUAGCUGAAGGCUUCCUAGCAUCAAUACCAGCUGCCUGGAUAUUUCGUUAUUAGGCUCUGGAGAGUCAUAAUACCAUGAGAGGAAACGCGAUUUGAAAGAUAACAGAUAUAAGGAAGCAUCGUGCAACCUUCGUAGGAUCUGCUCUGCUUCGGCAGCAGAUCCUUUUUGACCGGUUAGUAUUAUUCGCAAGCUUCUGCUCCAUCAUUCGAGAAAGCUUUCCGGGCAAAAAGAUUUCGGUGUUAUCGUUGGGCUCGUAAAAACUUUCCGUUUCUAAUGGCAAAUACUUCCUUGUGUCCAUGUCGCCUGUCAUAAAUUACUAAGCGUUGCUAAGAGGUAUAGCGCUAUAAAAAAGAUAUGCCUUAUAUAGAAUUUCGCUUUACCUCGUAUCAUCUGUCAGUGUUUUAAUGUUAGGGUUAUAUAUAAAUGAAAGUUGUAUAAAUGAAUCUGUUACAUUUUAUAGAACGUUGGGGAAAUGAAUCUUUUCAUUUCGUCCUCUUGUCAAGACAUGUUGGUUUCAGUUAUCCUUUAUUGAUAUACAAACUGAAAUUUACAUGCAACAGGAAAAAGCGUGGAAUGUGACACAACCUUAUUCAUUAUGUGGUAUAGUUUCGUCUGAUACGGACUAAGUAUAAUUACUCUCCAUUUAGUUUGAGCAAUUUGAGCUCGUGCCCCAUUUUUGUUUCGGAUAUUUACGUGCCCACCUUACCCGGCACUUUCAGUGAAGCCUCUAUUAAGUGGAUCCCAAAUUAAGCAGACACUCUCUAUUAAGCGGACAGACACUAAGCCGGGUCCCGAAAUUAACGUCUUAUAUUUUCCUUUAUAACGAACCCCUAUUCAGCGGGCACCUCUAUUAGGCGGACGCAGACACCUAAAAUCAAUUGUAACUAGCUAAUUUCUAUUGUUAAAAACCUCUAUUAAGCGGACAACGGACCGAAUUGACUAUGGUAGUAUUGGAUUUUAGAUUCAAUACUGUGGAUUACGGAUUCUAGGUACUGGAUUCUGGAUUCCUUGUUGGUGGAACUAGGAUUCCUUUAAUGGGAUUCCAGAUGUUGUUUAGCUGAAUUAUGGAUUCCAAACCCAAGAAUUCCAGAUUUUAUAAACAAAAAAUUUCUCGCAUUUCAGAAUCCGGACUACCUUACAUGCACUACCUGGCAAUUAAUUUUAAUUUGCUCUUUUCUAUAUCUUUCCCACCACAGUUCAUUCAUAUGAUUGAAAUGGAAGCAGAGGAUAGCCAGGAAAGGUUCAUUAAAAAAAAAUGCCUUCCAGGCCUGACUGUUUGUGCACUGGUAUGUUUUGAAACACCGGAACAAAUUAGUAUAGUGUACGAGUAAACUGAAUGGGCAAUCAUCCUGGGGAGUGGGGCAGGGGUACAAAGGGCCAUCUUUCUUAAUAAGAGAUCGUAUUAAAUGAGGUCUUGAACCCCCGCCCCCCAGAAAAAAAACCGUGCUCUUAAAGUAGUAGCCUCUUCUACGGGCCACCCCCACCCAUUUAUUAAGGGAAAAGCCCUGGGGACGAGGUUUAGCAAUGCCUUUAGUUUAUUAUAAGAAGGUGUACGUUGUUACUUGCUGCUGGAAUUAUUUUUUUGAAGAACAAUUCAAGCCAACAGGACAUUAAGGCUUGUUAAUUAGAGUAUUGUCUGGUCUACUCUACAAUUAAAUAUUAGAAGGAUGCUGCCUUUAUUAAGAAAGACAGCAUCCUUCUUACAUUUUUUGCCAACAAUUUUUGCAGCUGACUGGUAUUUUCAUGAUUAGUGCUGGUAGUGCAGUGAUUGUUGAAGAAAAAACACAUGCUACAAUUUCUACCAGCUUACCUAUACAAAGAGCCCCUAUUGUUCUUCUUGUGGCUGGAAUUUUAAGCUUGAUUGACGGAAUUGUUUGGGCUGUUCUGUUAUGCUGCUGGAUCAAAAAUGCAAACUUUUGUGACCUGAAGAAAACAGUAGCAGUGGUAAGAAAAUUAUUUCUUUUUUUCAGGACCUUAUAACGAAACAUUGAUUCAUUGAUUCAUGAUAUGGUAGACUUCUAGGAGAGCAAGAGUUUCUCUUAAUUCUAUACCCCACCUGAGAGCCUCAUGUUCACAGGCUAGUUCAGAAUUUUAAAAAAACUCUUGUUACAUGUACCACCUGAACAUCACAUCAAAAUUUAUGGUAGGGUAUUUCCUAUAUAAUCCUGGAUUACUAGCAAUACUUGAACCAUUUCAUGGUUACCAGCACUUAAAAGGUUUCCUUGUGCAUCAGGAAGUAUCUUGGGCAUAGAACUAGAGGAGGUACACAAAAUUUUUAGGAACAAGGAAUUGUAAAAGUCCUGCAUUAUGAUAUAACCCUUAAACUCCAGCUGUCCCACAGCAAAUACACAACCGACAUAACUUCAUCACUGCAACCCAUUGUAUUUUAGUUGUUGUUGUCAGUUUUUGUUUCUUGACAGAUAUGGUAACAUUUGCAUAAACUAAGCCAUUUCAUGUAUAUUACAACAAACACCUAACCUUACACUCCUUACAUGUAUAAACACAAACAAUAAUAUUCUCCUGCAGGACCUUGGGAUGGGAGGAAAACUUUAAAAUACCGGUAAUCAUGUUACUAAAGAGUUGUUUCUCCUUAUUCCUUUUAGUUAACAGCCCUACUAUUAGCAUCAGCUCUUCUUGCAUUGGUUGCCGGAGGUCUUGGGGUAGACUACUCCAAAAGGGUAAAACAUGUCUAAAUUAAACUUGCGACUUUUAGUUACCAGGAUUAAGUGAUGUUUGCAUAAAAUAAUCGAAGGGGUGUUUACAUGACACCAGGGCGACUUUCGCACAGCAGUGAGUUCACUCCCGUGCCCUCUCAUGGCUCUACAUUUGUUUACAUGAUACCACCACAAAAUGUCAUGCCGGCGUAAGUCACUCCGGUGUGAGUUCACCCUGGUUGUUGUAACGAGGCGAGAAUUUCACUCCGGUACAAAAUCUCACAACCAUAUCAUGUAAAGGCGAAACGACCACACGUUUUGGUGUGAAAAUUGGUGUGCCCGUAGACUGGAAUGGGUAGCGCAUGCGCAACGUUUGCGAUUUUGAAUCUUACGUGUAUUUUAUCAAUGAACAUGAAGUAUACCUUCAAAUAACGAGAUGUGAAAUGACCCAGUCAUCAUGUAUACGCCAUACAAAACAAAACAGUCAUCCCGGUAUGAAACUCGUGCCGGUGCGAGUUUUCUCAUGUAAACACCCCCUUAGAGUACUAUACAGUUUUUGAAAAUUGUUGUUUUCAGAGGACAAUUAACUACGAUACUAAUUCUUGAGGCAAACGUUUGAAAAGCUAGGGUACGGAUAAUUUUAUUAAGUUUAUAUGCCUUAGCUGACAGUUACCAUUGUAAAAUCCGCGAAUUUUACCCAAAGAUGCUGAGAUCCUGGUUGCGGCAAAAUAGACAUUACUUACAGCCACAAAUCAACUUUAAAAACAUUUUCAUCUGCAGAUGCAAACUUUUUUGUGUGUUUUUUAUUUGUCCUAUAUUCCCAAGCGCAUAUUAUAAAACUUACCUCUAUGUGAAGUUUCCAUCCUCAAAACUUUUGCCUCCAACUUCUCGGCAGUGUCAGGAUCUGACGGCAUAUUAAUAUUAGUCGAUUGUGUAGCAGUUGUCAUCCUUCGAGUCGUUUUUUUCGCUUUUCUUGCUAUCUUUUCGUUUUCGCACUAAACUUCUUCACAUGUCAAACAGAUGUGCUUGCGCCAUUUUCCGAGAACCAGCUGAGCAGCCGCGCCUUGUCACUUUUUCUGUCAAUCGUACAGUCGGUAGUGCAGAGCUGGGAAAAAUGGUAUGCCUGAUGGCGAUGAACGGACAUAAAAACGUCGCCCGGUUACCUAACGAGAAAACGCCAAAAAACAAUUCAUUUCAAAAUCCAGGACGGUUACCAAGCAAAGAAUAAGUCAAAAAUCAUUCUUUUCAGAUUGCAAUUCCGUAAAAAUUCUAAAUACAGUAUGUUGCCCAGUAUCCGGACGGUACCAGUAUCCGGACACUUGAAACAAAAACUCAAUUUUUGAGGCGCCCUUUUCAGUUCUCGGUAAACGAAGUAUUCCGAUGAAAGCUGAACACUUCAGCUUUAAGAUGAAAGUUUUGGCGAUUUGAAAGUUUGCGAAACAGUCGCAGAAGACGCCCUUCUGUUCAGGUGAGUAGACUGUUUAUGGCUAAUAUUUACGCUGUUUACUGCGCAGUAAAAUUAGUGCUGCUCAGAAAAAGGAGGGUAAUGUGUGAUAUUUUCAAAGAAACUGUUUUAUUUUUAAAGUGGAGAUACUUAAGGAAGUCAGGUUUUCAGAAAGUUUAAUAAUUGUUCUUGACAUUCGAUUUGUUUGGAAUAACGGAGGCCAGAAACAUUCAGUAAGUAUUGAUGUCAGGUGCCCAGUAUCCGGACAGUUUUUCAUUUGCUGUAAAGAAUUGAUGAAUUAGCUGUGUACAUUAUCCGGAUAAGAUUUAUUUCAUAUCAGUAAUUAUAAUUAAAGCUUAGGAUAUAUGAUAUAGUCGUACAAUGUAAUUCUACUCAACUCCGUAUGGAAAUUUUCUUCACUCAUUCAGAGGCGACGUGAUUUCGUGAGCACGGCUUGUUUCGCGUGACUGCAUUUUCUAUAUAUAACCGAAAGCGUCUGAGUUGAACCUGGAAUUCUCAUACUUUCCCCAGUUGUGACUGCUAGAAUGGGGUUGUAACGGUCUGAAAAAUGUCACAAAGGGAUUGGGAGAUGUGAAAGAAGGAGCAAUUAGUGCUAGAAAAGCAGGCUUAUUGUUGGGACUGAGCAUGAAGAAAUCAACACUGAAGGUCAGACUAAAUAGGAGAGUGACCUUUGACCGUCGGAUUGAGGUCCCUUCCCCAAGCUUUUUUUUUAAAAAAAAAAAUAAAAAAUGAAGAAUAAAAGUCGUUUGCAGAUUGGCUAAUUGAGCUUGCAAACUCCGGCUUCGGUAUGUCCACGGACGCCUUCCUUAAACCAGUGAAAAAGUUCGUAGACAAGGAAGAGAGAAUUAUACCAUUUUUAAAACAACCGCUCGCGUUCCCCACCAUACCCCAGUCAUUUGUUAUGUUUUAUUUCAGGAUGCUAUUGUAGGUUAUAUUUUUGGAAUCGAUUGCCAGACUACUUUGCAAGUGCAAGAGAAGCUUAUAAGUCGCUUGCCUGUCGAAAUUUAUGUACAAUUACUUUGUUAUUGUUGUGUCCGGAUACUGGGCCAGCUGUCCGGAUACUGGGCAACAUAGGAGCUCUGCAAAAAUAUUAAUUUUGCAAUGGAAACAAAGGCAAAAAAGUUAAACUGUCUCUCGUCAUAUUAAGGACUAACUAGAUUUUCUCUGGGCCAAAUUUCAGAGCUCAUGCGACUAACAAAGGAAAGUUAUUGCAAUGUUAAACUGAAGUGUCCGGAUACUGGGCAACAUACUGUACCCAUUAUUUCGCUUUGCAGUUUGACUUCCUAACACUUUAAGACGGAACCCACCAGGACAUUGAGUAAUUUUGAUUUGCAGUGGACAAAAAUCUUGUACCAGAAUAAUUAAAAUCAUAAUUGCAAUGUUUUUUACAUUUUUUAAGGGCUAAAGAUGUAAUAAGUCAUCUGUAGUAAAACCCAGAAAAAUUUCCUAUUGGAUCCCCGGAAAAUGAAUGUCAAAUUUCAAAAAGUUACAUGAUACUCAUGAAAUUUUCAUAAUUUUACCUGGCAUGUGUAAUCACAAUUCGUGUGAAAUUUGACAUUCAUUUUCUCUGACUUCCAUGAGAAAUUUUCUUUGGUUUCACUACAGAUGAUUUAUUACACCUUUAGCCCAUGAAAAAUGUUAAAAAGAAUGCAAUUUCUUUAAAUUAUUCUGGUACAAGGUUUUUAUCCACUGAAAACUAAAAUUAGUACCACUUAAUUUCCUGGUGGAUUCCGUCUUCAUAACCCGAGCAAGUUUUUGUCAUGCGCGGUCAUAAGCAGUGAAAAUUGAUAUCAUAAACUAACUCGCUCGACCUUUGUUCGUUUCCUUUUUAGCCGCUUUAGGGAAACCCUGGCACUUACAGCACCAUUUUUAAACACUAAGUAAACUUUAGGGAAGAGAGGUAUAGAAAUGUAGAACGGGUACAGAAAAAUUAACCUAAUUCAUAUAUCUGGGUAUCAGCCAAUACAAAAUUCCUUUUAAAUGGGAAUCGAAUUUGGUAGCGACCCUGAACCUGUCUGUGUGAAUCUAUAAUUCACCCACAGCCGCUUACAGUGUAUCCUACUGUUACAGUAAAAGGAAGGUUUUUAUUUCCUACAUUUGAUGUAACUUUUGUUACUAAUUUUAACCAACUCUGUCUAGCUGAAGAGUAAGUUUAAAGAGGACUUAAAGGAAAAGAUAGGAGUGUAUGGAAGGACGGGACUGUAUGAAACGUUGGUUAAUGUCGACAAAUUACAAAAGGAGGUUAGUUGAUAAUGAAUUUACUCGUCCAGCUUUCAUUCUUAAUGCUCAGGCAGUUCAAAGCCUUCCCCCAACUCUGUUCCUGAGGCAUUUGUUGGGCAUUUGGGAGUUCGCAGGGAUUGAUAUGAAGACCGUUACGCCUUACAAAAGAUCGAUUGGCAUAAUUCCUCACAUCAAUACUCAACCCCAUUAAAAAACUGUUUUAUCGUUCAUUUGAAAUAUUCUCAAGCUCAAAACAUAAAUACUUUCAGGAAGGUUUUUUCAAAACAUUUCCUGAACAGAUCCUUUUCAGUGUUUUGUUUUUCUUUGUGAACAUUCCUCAAAAGGCAGUUUAUAUCUAUCGAACGGUGUUUCUGCGUUUUCUUUCUAUCAUUUUAGCCAAUCUUUGGCUAUUUCGUCUUCCAAUAUGUAGCUGUGCAUCUUUUGCCCAAUUUAUUUUGAGUUCAGCAGUCAGCACUGCUUAAAGACCAAAACAGCUCAGCUGCCUCGUCCCUGUCUUGCAUGGAGUUGAUCUUGGAUAGUUUAUAGUAAUGUGUUUUUUUCCUGAUUCUGCUCGUAAAAUUACAUCAUUACAAUCGAAGCUCACCUUGCAACUACUCUCGCACGCGACCAGCUGUGGUUACGACCACCUUCUCAGCAACCCCGUUUGAGCUGUGAUUUGAACUUUGCAAUGAAAAGCUCCCGUAAGCGACCGGAACCACUUUUGAGAUUACCCAACCGGACUUUUCCUUGGUUUUUACGCUUUCGUAAGCGACCACUCAGAGUCUUCUUCAUAUAAAGCAACACCCGAUAAAACACGAACUGUGAGUUUUUUGAACGGCUUCAAAAAUCUUGUGAUGUAGAUCAACUCAUUCUUGCACUAAUUUUUAGAUUUUAACUGUGUUAUUUUGGUCUAAAAAAAUUGAACUUAAAGUUUAGCCGUGUCUACAGAUAUGAAGGCACUCAUCAAACAUAAAUUUCUUUUUUCCUUUAUGAAUUAUGAAUGAGUUAAUUCUGAAGCUCUGGUAAGCGACCACCCUCUAUUUUUUCACCAGGCGGUCGCUUACGAGAGUGGAAAUCACUUUUUCGAAUUUCUGAGGUAGUCGCUUACGAGAGCGUCGACUGACCAAGGGAGAACAAUAAAGUUUGUUAAGGAGAAGAUAUUGGGAUCUAUGAUUCAUUCUUUCUUCUUAAACUGUCAUGAUGGCCUUGCAAUAAUUGAUGAUUACACUGUUUUGUCUUCAUUUUUAUCUUUACCUAUUUUUUUAUCGUGGAGGCGUUUGUUGCCGAGCGGUUAACACCUCGAACUCUGGAUCUGGAUUGGAGGACCGGGGUUCAUCCUGGGGUCAGAUAUAUAAUUUUAAUACCAAAACUCACGGACUGACAAAUCGGUUUGUAUUGGCCUGAUUAAGGUUACGCUAUACUUCAGAAAAUAUGGGCGGUCAUAUGUGGAGGCGUGUGUAGCCGAGCGGUUAACACCUCGAACUUCGGAUCUGGAGGUCCGGGGUUCAAGCUUCGCCUGUCACGUUGUUUCCUUAGACAAGGAAUUUUUCUCCACUUUGUCUCUCUUCACCCAGGUGUAUAAAUGGGUACCGGCGAUAUACCGCUGGGGGUUAAUCCUGCGAUGGACUAGUUUCCCGUCCAGCAGCGAGUAGCAAUACUCCCUAGCAUGCCUCAUGCUCCGGCCGUUUGAGCCCUUGGUUCAUUAGCGCCUUUACUAUUUUUUUAAAAUUAUUAUUUUACCUAUUUUUUUAUCAUUUUCGCUUUCCAAAUAAUGUUAUCUUAUCUUUCAGGACAAGUGUUGUGGAGUAAUAAAUUAUGCUGAUUGGCGAAACACCAUUUAUGGAGGUCACAGAUAUGACAAAGUACCAGACAGCUGUUGCCUCGAACAAAAACAUUCUUGCGGGUUUGAGUUCGAAUUAAGCAAGAUUAAACGUCAGGUACGAUAUUCGAUUGUUGUGAUGUGAAUUGUAACAUGACUAAACAUCAUGAAUUUUUUUCCCUUUGUUUUUUAUUGCCGUCAUCCUUUCUUUUAUUCUUCUUUUUUGUUUUGUUUUCUUUUAUCCGAUUUGUGUUACCCUGUGCGACUGAGGGGGUUUCCAGUGCCAUAAAAUAAACCUGCCAAUUGGUUCAGUGUUUAGAAUUAAUGAGAAUUAGCUUUUGCAAACCAUCAAUUUUUCAAUCACAAGGCCCUCAGUGUUUCGCAGAAGAAUGCCUUUCUUGGGAUCGUUGAUAAAUGGAAGAAAGAUUUCUUAAUGGGACUGUGUACCAGGUCAUUUCUACUAAUAUGUAGGGUGCAUAAUAGAACGGAUUGAAAAGCCUAAACUAUCUCGAUAGCUAUUUGAACUUUUGCGUUUUAAACGUUAAAAAUUGUGUAGCUAAUAUUUCUGGAUUUCAGUUUUUCGAUAUGUACCAUGGGCGGUGAAGUUCCUGGAUAAUUGUCCGGGCACUCCCUUUCUCACUCCUUAGGAUAGCCCUCCUCCUUCUGCUCCUGUAUGUGAUUAUGAUUAUGAUAAUUAUAAUUAGGAUUNAUGCUGAUUGGCGAAACACCAUUUAUGGAGGUCACAGAUAUGACAAAGUACCAGACAGCUGUUGCCUCGAACAAAAACAUUCUUGCGGGUUUGAGUUCGAAUUAAGCAAGAUUAAACGUCAGGUACGAUAUUCGAUUGUUGUGAUGUGAAUUGUAACAUGACUAAACAUCAUGAAUUUUUUUCCCUUUGUUUUUUAUUGCCGUCAUCCUUUCUUUUAUUCUUCUUUUUUGUUUUGUUUUCUUUUAUCCGAUUUGUGUUACCCUGUGCGACUGAGGGGGUUUCCAGUGCCAUAAAAUAAACCUGCCAAUUGGUUCAGUGUUUAGAAUUAAUGAGAAUUAGCUUUUGCAAACCAUCAAUUUUUCAAUCACAAGGCCCUCAGUGUUUCGCAGAAGAAUGCCUUUCUUGGGAUCGUUGAUAAAUGGAAGAAAGAUUUCUUAAUGGGACUGUGUACCAGGUCAUUUCUACUAAUAUGUAGGGUGCAUAAUAGAACGGAUUGAAAAGCCUAAACUAUCUCGAUAGCUAUUUGAACUUUUGCGUUUUAAACGUUAAAAAUUGUGUAGCUAAUAUUUCUGGAUUUCAGUUUUUCGAUAUGUACCAUGGGCGGUGAAGUUCCUGGAUAAUUGUCCGGGCACUCCCUUUCUCACUCCUUAGGAUAGCCCUCCUCCUUCUGCUCCUGUAUGUGAUUAUGAUUAUGAUAAUUAUAAUUAGGAUUUUAAUUUUGAUUAUGAUUAUGAUUAUGAAUAUAAUUAAGAUUAUGAUUAUAAUUAUGGUUAUGAUAUUGUUUCUUCUUUCUUAAUUUUAUUGUCAGGGUUGUUUAAAGGUUGCUGUGGAUAAGAUGAAUACAGACUUACUUGUUAUUGGUAUUGGAGGCAUUGUUGCUGCCAUAAUUCAGGUACGUGAACACCGUAUCCGCAUAUGAAUUCCAUUGCACAUUUUCAAAAAGAAGCCUGAUGAUGAGGCGUGAGAUUUCGUCUUGUAUUCAUCCAGGAGAGCAAUGCAACGUACGUGAUCUGUAAACCCUAAGAAGUCUAAAUAGUGAUACAUGUACACACUUAAAUCUACCUAACCAAGAAGAUCCCUUCUGCCUCCUUUCUAGAAAAUGUGUACGCGGAAAUUUUAUUAGUACCAGAACUAUACGUCGAUGUAGUUCCUAUUCUUCAACCGCUUCUCUGGACUCAAUUUUCAAGUCCAAGCGAGGCUUAGUAAACCCGAAUUGUGAAAAUGGCGCCAGUACUGAUUCCCAGUAAAAAACAGUAACUAGAGGGUCCCGAAGUAAGCCAGUUAAAGAUUGUUGCUUUUCAAUCUCCUAAACCAUGUUUAUUUCAUUAGUUUUAAUAGAACCAAAAUAUAGUGCAUUUGCUUUCCAGAUAAUCGUAGGCGUUGGAUUUUGUUCGUGUUACAUUCAUGAAUCCAGCAACCAAGAUGAACAUCGUUCUCGCGUGCAAGUUUCCUAUCGAAAGACAACAUCGUUACAGGAAAACGAAGAUGACCACGCCGCAGCCACACACGAGGGUGAUACUUCGGGUGCUCAAAGCAGUGAGAAACCCACUGGAGAAAAAUCGCCUGAAUCUAAAGUUGAGGUACAUCGUGGUAAAUCAAAAACAGCUCCAGAAAUGGAAUCCGAAAAAACUUAAUUCGAACUUUCCGCCACACCGAAAGGAUUCUUUGAUUUCGACCUAUCUGCUAGCACUGGGUUUUAAUAAUUUGUUUUUCCAAAUUUGUAUCAGUUUUUAAUAUGGCAUCGAGAAAAACGGUUCAAAGAAAACUAGCUCCUUGAUAAAGAAGCUAAUAGAAAGGUGGCAACGGUGCUAGAACAAGCCGACCAGAACUAUUUUCAAGGCACGUAGAGUUUUCCAAAAAGCACUCUCCUACUGCCCCUAAAAUGAUAAGACGCUGAUUAUCAGAAUGUACUGACAUCACUGCCGUGACUUGAAAUUCGGAUGUAUUAUCCUAAUAUUCAAGACUCUAGUGACUUUUUGCUCUUAAUUUUGACGUAUAAAUUUUUAACUAUUUGGGAGGCUCCACUCGAAACAGUAGGGAGUUUAAGAUGCCGAUCGCCACGGCGACGUGGGCGAAAACGUCACUUAAAAUGUGAAUGCGAUUUUUCCAAUUCACUUACUUUGUCAAAUGGAAUGCAACUCUUUCGGAGUUGCAUUCCUGAGAUUUAGAACCAUAUCCAAAUUCAGAAAUACAGCAAGAAAAUUUCGUCGCAGCUUAUUUACGUCUUCUACAACGUACGCCUGAAAUUAGGCACUUGACGUCGUAGUUGUGCAGUGACGUACAGAGCUGUUGUUUUGCACAUUUAGGCUGCGUUCACAUGGCAAUGCACGAAUUUCCACCGGUUGAAAAUUCGUGCGCUUAGUUGUUCUGUUCACACGAAACCAUCUUACCCGUACGAAACUUAAGACGUCUAGCCGUUCAAAGUUCCGUAUGAACUGAGCGAAAAUUAAAUAUCAAGCGGUUCCCUUUGAACAAAGCAGCCGGUCGGAAAUUCGUCCGGUGUUUUGUGAACAUCCUACCACGUGACAUGCGGACGACCAUAAAUCCAUCAACUUUUAAAAUGAAUUUGAAAACAUUGUUAUUUUCCCAAGUUUUUUCAUGACUAGGUUCUUAAUUUUUACUUGUAUAUGCUUAUAUAUCGAGAA